AUGGUGCAGGAGUGGUGUGUGAACGCUGCUCAAGAGGCGGUCAUCUCCCGGAAAGCCAUCAGUCAAGCAGAGCGCAUUGUGACCGAGGCCGACGAUCCGCGCUCCGAUAAGCGGUACUUCUACGACAGUGAUGCCCGACUCUGCCUUGUGUGCAACGCGCGUCUGGAGGGCAGCUACAGCACGCACAUCCACAGCGUCGACCACAUACCGCGCGUUGCACUAUUGAAGCGCACGAUUGGUAUGAUUCUCACGUUUCUUGAGCAGGCCACCUCAUCACCGUCGCUGCCGUCGGAGUCGGACCAGCCCAACUCGUCGGCUGAGAGCAAACGCUUCUUAAGGACAGUGUCAAGUCACACAGCAACGCCUGCCGCCCCAGCCCCUUCUUGCUUCCAUGCCUUGUAUGCUGAGUCGCCGCUGUUCGCUGAGGACGGCGUGCCAAGUCGCGCUCUUCUCUACAACCGUCCGCGCACACUGCGCGAGUUUGACCUGGUAGAUGUGAUCAUGCGACGCUGGUGGAACAACUUGCAUAAUCCACCACCUAGGCGGGGCAGUCUUUCCUUUGACCGUCUCCUCUCGCUUUCCUCGACUGAACUGCGGAUGCGGCGAUGGCGGGUGCGCUACCUACUCUACUUUCUCAAGUCGCGUGGGGUUCUUCGCUCUUGUCUCUCAGUGAGGUCUGACCAAGCGAAUGAGGCGCCGCCCCCCAACGAGCGUAUUCAUCGUGGUGAAGCCUUUGAGCGGCUCGAGAUGGUGGGCGACUUUUUCUUCAAGAGCCUCACCCCCGACCGAAUGCACACCGUCUUCCCGGCUGAUGAGGGUGGACUGACGGCUGAACUCCAGUACUUUGAGCGCGUUUUGGAUUCGAAUCACGGUCUGCUGGCCAUCUACGACUAUCUCGGUCUGGAUGACAUAGCCGGCUGCUUUCUAGCUAACAACAAGGCAAAGGCGGACGUUGUAGAGGCCGUCAUUGGUGAACUGAAGGUUCUGUUGUGGUCGACCGAGGUGGUGUGGGGCAUGGAGUACUACGCCCUACCUGGGGAGCGCGCCACGCAUGUCUACCUGCGAGCGUUGGUGGCGCACACCAUCGCCGAGCUGGGGCACACGGUGCUGAUGUGGCAGCUGGGGAGUACACUACGCAAUUGUCGCGACUUUAUUCUCAAGCACACCGUGGAGGAAUACUUGGGCGUCGAGAAACGGAACGAGCGUCGUGCAAAGAGGGGAGGUGACGAGUGCGACAUCGCCUCGGGCCUUCCCAAGUACGCACUGCUGCCGCCGUUGCUCGCGUGGGAUCGGCGCCGCCCGGACGUGUCGGUGCGGAGGUGUCAGGUGCCGUUCGCGGGGAAACUGUCUCGAAGCAGCAUACCGCCUUCUCCUCAAGACCCGCUUCGCAAACUCGCCCCGACUGCAAGCUGUAUUCCGGAGGCUAUUCGGCAUCACUACGCCGUCGGCCAAAAAAAGUGGAGUUCAAGCGCCUGUAAAACAGCCAUUCAAGCCCUAUGUGGCUCCCUCACACAAACUGCGCUGCAGCCUGACAGCGGUCACACCGCUGACGCUCUAUCGUCGAACCCAAAGUGUCCAUCUUUGCCCCUUUCUCCAGGACCGCAGCCGUCCCCAACCACGCUGGUGUGCGGGGACGUCCCUCGCAGUGUGCUACGAGCUUUGGUGGCUGCGAAUUGCGUGGUGAUUCGUAGCUCGUCCCCGCCCCUCGCUAGAACCACGUCGACUAGGAGGCUGGCCGGGUAG
Messenger RNA from Leishmania mexicana MHOM/GT/2001/U1103, 1743 nucleotides. RefSeq names its product RNA editing complex protein MP67. Lineage: Eukaryota; Euglenozoa; Kinetoplastea; Trypanosomatida; Trypanosomatidae. The coding region runs from base 1 to 1743 and encodes 580 amino acids. The record is from RefSeq and is a predicted model, not a curated record. The transcript has a single exon. Gene Ontology annotation, molecular function: ribonuclease III activity. Gene Ontology annotation, biological process: RNA processing.